Dovyalis caffra is the source of this 321-nucleotide messenger RNA. Lineage: Eukaryota; Viridiplantae; Streptophyta; Magnoliopsida; Malpighiales; Salicaceae. The record is from the annotation of a GenBank genome assembly.
AUGAACAGAGGGGAUUCAGAAGUUGAUGGUGAUGAGAUUGAUAGAGGAAGUUUUCUUGGGCACCCAAUUUGUGAUUUAUGUGGAGAGCAAGUCUAUGGGAAUUGUGAACUCUAUUCACAUUUGUCAGUUGAACAUUAUACCUGUCGUUUUUGCGUUAGGAAGGACCCGGGGAUAUCUGAGUGCCACAAGAAUAUGAAGAUCUGGGAGGCAACUAUUUCCCCCUUGCCCUUUAGGCAUUUCCGCACAUAUCAUUUCCUAUGUGAGGAAGAAGCUUGCCUUGCCGACGAGUUUGUUGUGUUUAUAUCUGAGAUUGAUUUUAUG